This is a messenger RNA of Spodoptera exigua (beet armyworm), 849 nucleotides long. NCBI's taxonomy places the organism in Eukaryota, Metazoa, Arthropoda, Insecta, Lepidoptera, Noctuidae. The record is from the annotation of a GenBank genome assembly.
AUGAAAUCGGACGAAAAUGGAACGGCAGAGUUAUUGCCCUCAACAUACGGUGGUCAAGAUGUCAAACAGGGCAAUUAUACAUACGUGGUCGCUUUGAUAGAAGUAUUCAGCGACGAUAACAAUCAAAAUGAUACUUUUGGCUUCUGCACAGGCUCGAUGAUAAAGGAACAGUGGGUGCUGACAGCCGCACAUUGCAUACACAAGAGAUCUCUAGAAGAAUUACACGUCUGGUAUGGUUACUAUAGCUCAUCCCCUUUUAUAACGAAUACGUAUACCAAAGUGGUGAAAACUAUUGUACAUCCGGUAUACAAGUCGAGGGUUUUUUCUCUGGAUUACGAUAUAGCUCUACUACUCGUGAAGCCGAUUGCCUUGAGGACCUAUGGAAUCCUGUCAAAACUUGACUUUCAAACAAUGAAGAAUUUUCCAGUAAAUGCUAUCAGUGGGAAGAGAACAAACCAUCAUGGCGAUCAUUCGAUGAGAAUGCUGCGUUUCAUUGGUAUUGUUACUGAUUGUGACAUGGAAUUGAUGAAAACGUUAGAAUAUGCUUUGUGUGUCAUGCCUCGACUCAUGCAGAAGGGUGUUCGUAUAUGUUUUGGAGACUCAGGAGGGCCGGUGUUAUACGAAGGGAAAAUAGUCGGCGUAUGUUCUUUUGCACUCGUAAAGAAUAUAACGAUCGGGGUUUACACCCCAGGCGCGGAUCACUACACAUCGUACCCAUGGAUCUCGUUCUGGUCGGGAGCCGAAUUACCCUUGCUCACCGUCCGCAUACCCGCGCUUAUACAUCGAUGGCUAAAGAUGGUGGCGCGAUUCCAGAUGCCCGGGAGGAUUGCCCCUGAAGCAGGGGAAUAA